AUGAUUUCAUCAGCAAGUACAGUCACAGAAGAGACAACUAUGACUACAGCAGCGACUGCGGUCACAGAAGAGACAACUAUGACUACAGCAGCAACUGCGGUCACAAACGAGACAACUUUCACUACGUCAGCGACUACGGUCACAGAAGAGAAAACUAUAACUACACCAGCGACCGCAGUCACAGAAGAGACAACCAUGACUCCAUCAGCGGCUACGGUCACAGAAGAGACAAACAUGACUUCAUCAGCGACUGCGGUCACAGAAGAGACAACUAUGACUACAGCAGCGACUGCGGUCACAGAAGAGCCAACUAUGACUACAGCAGCGACUGCGGUCACAGAAGAGACAACUAUGACUGCAUCAGCGACAACGGUCGCUGAAGAGACAACUGUGACUACAUCAGCGAGUACAGUCACAGAAGAGCCAACUAUGACUACAUCAGCGACUACAGUCACAGAAGAGCCAACUAUGUCUACAGCAGUGACUACGGUCACAGAAGAGACAACUAUGACUACAUCAGCAAGUACAGUCACAGAAGAGCCAACUAUGACUUCAUCAGCGAGUACAGUCACAGAAGAGACAACUAUGACUACAGCAGCAACUGCGGUCACAGAAGAGACAACUAUAACUACAGCAUCGACUAUGGUCACAGAGGAGACAACUAUGAUUACAGCAGGCACUACGGUCACAGAAGAGACAACUAUGACUGCAGCAGUGACUGCGGUCACAGAAAAGACAACUAUGACUACAGCAGCGACUGCGGUCACAGACGAGACAACUAUAACUACAGCAGCGACUGCGGUCACAGAAGAGCCAACUAUGACUACAGCAGCGACUGCUGUCACAGAAGAGACAACUUUCACUACGUCAGUGACUACGGUCACAGAAGAGCCAACUAUGACUACAGCAGCGACUACAGUCACAGAAGAGACAACUAUGACUACAGCAGCGACUACGGUCACAGAAGAGACAACUAUGACUACAGCAGCGACUGCGGUCACAGACGAGACAACUAUAACUACAGCAGCAACUGCGGUCACAGAAGAAACAACUAUGACUACAUCAGCGAGUACAGUCACAGAAGAGACAACUACUGCGGUCACAGAAGAGACAACUAUAACUACAGCAGCGACUACGGUCACAGAACAGACAACUAUGACUACAGCAGCGACUGCGGUCACAGAAGAGACAACUAUAACUACAGCAGCGACUACAGUCACAGAAGAUCCAACUAUGACUACAUCAGCGACUACGGUCACAGAAGAGCCAACUAUGACUUCAUCAGCGAGUACAGUCACAGAAGGGCCAACUAUGACUACAGCAGCGACUGCGGUCACAGAAGAGACAACUAUAACUACAGCAGCGACUACAGUCACAGAAGAGACAACUAUGACUUCAUCAGCGAGUACAGUCACAGAAGAGCCAACUAUGACUACAGCAGCAACUACGGUCACAGAAGAGCCAACUAUGACUACAGCAGCGACUACGGUCACAGAAGAGACAACUAUGACUACAGCAGCGACUACGGUCACAGAAGAGACAACUAUGACUACAGCACCGACUACGGUCACAGAAGAGCCAACUAUGACUACAGCAGCGACUACAGUCACAGAAGAGCCAACUAUGACUACAUCAGCGACUACAGUCACAGAAGAGACAACUAUGACUACAUCAGCGAGUACAGUCACAGAAGAGCCAACUGUGACUACAUCAGCGAGUACUGUCACAGAAGAGCCAACUAUGACUACAGCAGCGACUACAGUCACAGAAGAGCCAACUAUGACUACAGCAGCGACUACAGUCACAGAAGAGCCAACUAUGACUACAGCAGCGACUGCGGUCACAGAAGAGACAACUAUGACUACAGCAGCGACUGUGGUCACAGAAGAGACAACUAUGACUACAUCAGCGACUACAGUCACAAAAGCGACAACUGUGACUACAACAAAGACUACGGUCAAACAAAAGGCAACCAAGUCUGUUGAUGAAGAUAAGGAUCCUGGUCAGACUGAGGAUGAUGUCGGUUCUUCCUUAUUUGAUAUGAUUGGACUUGCCUUGAUGGCAGCUUUAAGUGCGAUCGCAAGUGCCUUUUCUGCGAUUGGAAGUGCGUUUACAAGUGUUUUUAUCCCGCUCAUAGAUCCGAAUAAAGGAAAGGCAACCAUGACUACAGCAGCGACUGCUGUCAAAGAAGAGACAACCGUGACUACAGCAGCGACUGCUGUUAAAGAAGAGACAACUAUGACUACAGCAGCGACUGCUGUCAAAGAAGAGACAACUAUGACUACAGCAGCGACUGCGGUCACAGAAGAGACAACUAUGACUACAGCAGCGACUACGGUCACAGAAGACACAACUAUGACUACAGCAGCGACUACGGUCACAGAAGAGACAACUAUGACUGCAUCAGUAGCUGCGGUCACAGAAGAGACAACUAUGACUACAGCAGCGACUGCGGUCACAGAAGAGACAACUAUGAGUACAGCAGCGACUGCAGUCACAGAAGAGACAACUAUGAUUACAGCAGCGACUGCGGUCACAGAAGAGACAACUGCAUCAGCAGCUGCGGUCACAGAAGAGACAACUAUGACUACAGCAGCGACUGUGUUCACAGAAGAGACAACUAUGACUGCAUCAGCAACUGCGGUCUCAGAAGAGACAACUAUGAUAGCGGUCACAGUAGAUGAAGACAUGACUACAGAAGUGGCAGACAUGACUACAGCCUCGGCUCCACUCACAGAAUUUCAAUUUCAAUAUCAAAUUUAUUUGUAUAACGCUUUUUACAAUACAUAUCGUUUCAAUGCAGCUUUACAGAAAAUGCAUGCAGAAGAGGCAGCUGUGACUAUGGCAGAUACAGCAGAAGUAUUCCUGAGCCCAUGUUGUGAUUUCCAUUACAGUAGCAUUCCUGUAUGUGAUGCAGUGCCGUCUAAGGGCCCGAAGAUCACGGGCAUCCAGUAUGGUUUUCCCGCCUUGACUGCAGCAGUGACUGCGGUCACAGAAAAGACAACUAUGACUACAGCAGCGACUGCAGUCACAGACGAGACAACUAUAACUACAGCAGCGACUGCGGUCACAGAAGAGCCAACUAUGACUACAGCAGCGACUGCUGUCACAGAAGAGACAACUUUCACUACGUCAGUGACUACGGUCACAGAAGAGCCAACUAUGACUACAGCAGCGACUACAGUCACAGAAGAGACAACUAUGACUACAGCAGCGACUACGGUCACAGAAGAGACAACUAUGACUACAGCAGCGACUGCGGUCACAGACGAGACAACUAUAACUACAGCAGCAACUGCGGUCACAGAAGAAACAACUAUGACUACAUCAGCGAGUACAGUCACAGAAGAGACAACUAUGACUACAGCAGCGACUGCGGUCACAGAAGAGACAACUAUAACUACAGCAGCGACUACGGUCACAGAACAGACAACUAUGACUACAGCAGCGACUGCGGUCACAGAAGAGACAACUAUAACUACAGCAGCGACUACAGUCACAGAAGAUCCAACUAUGACUACAUCAGCGACUACGGUCACAGAAGAGCCAACUAUGACUUCAUCAGCGAGUACAGUCACAGAAGAGCCAACUAUGACUACAGCAGCGACUGCGGUCACAGAAGAGACAACUAUAACUACAGCAGCGACUACAGUCACAGAAGAGCCAACUGUGACUACAUCAGCGACUACAGUCACAGAAGAGCCAACUAUGACUUCAUCAGCGAGUACAGUCACAGAAGAGCCAACUAUGACUACAGCAGCAACUACGGUCACAGAAGAGCCAACUAUGACUACAGCAGCGACUACGGUCACAGAAGAGACAACUAUGACUACAGCAGCGACUACGGUCACAGAAGAGACAACUAUGACUACAGCAGCGACUACGGUCACAAAAGAGACAACUAUGACUACAGCAGCGACUACGGUCACAGAAGAGACAACUAUGACUACAGCAGCGACUACAGUCACAGAAGAGCCAACUAUGACUACAUCAGCGACUACAGUCACAGAAGAGACAACUAUGACUACAUCAGCGAGUACAGUCACAGAAGAGCCAACUGUGACUACAUCAGCGAGUACAGUCACAGAAGAGACAACUAUGACUACAUCAGCGACUACAGUCACAGAAGAGCCAACUAUGACUACAGCAGCGACUACAGUCACAGAAGAGCCAACUAUGACUUCAUCAGCGAGUACAGUCACAGAAGGGCCAACUAUGACUACAGCAGCGACUGCGGUCACAGAAGAGACAACUAUAACUACAGCAGCGACUACAGUCACAGAAGAGACAACUAUGACUUCAUCAGCGAGUACAGUCACAGAAGAGCCAACUAUGACUACAGCAGCAACUACGGUCACAGAAGAGCCAACUAUGACUACAGCAGCGACUACGGUCACAGAAGAGACAACUAUGACUACAGCAGCGACUACGGUCACAGAAGAGACAACUAUGACUACAGCACCGACUACGGUCACAGAAGAGCCAACUAUGACUACAGCAGCGACUACAGUCACAGAAGAGCCAACUAUGACUACAUCAGCGACUACAGUCACAGAAGAGACAACUAUGACUACAUCAGCGAGUACAGUCACAGAAGAGCCAACUGUGACUACAUCAGCGAGUACUGUCACAGAAGAGCCAACUAUGACUACAGCAGCGACUACAGUCACAGAAGAGCCAACUAUGACUACAGCAGCGACUACAGUCACAGAAGAGCCAACUAUGACUACAGCAGCGACUGCGGUCACAGAAGAGACAACUAUGACUACAGCAGCGACUGUGGUCACAGAAGAGACAACUAUGACUACAUCAGCGACUACAGUCACAAAAGCGACAACUGUGACUACAACAAAGACUACGGUCAAACAAAAGGCAACCAAGUCUGUUGAUGAAGAUAAGGAUCCUGGUCAGACUGAGGAUGAUGUCGGUUCUUCCUUAUUUGAUAUGAUUGGACUUGCCUUGAUGGCAGCUUUAAGUGCGAUCGCAAGUGCCUUUUCUGCGAUUGGAAGUGCGUUUACAAGUGUUUUUAUCCCGCUCAUAGAUCCGAAUAAAGGAAAGGCAACCAUGACUACAGCAGCGACUGCUGUCAAAGAAGAGACAACCGUGACUACAGCAGCGACUGCUGUUAAAGAAGAGACAACUAUGACUACAGCAGCGACUGCUGUCAAAGAAGAGACAACUAUGACUACAGCAGCGACUGCGGUCACAGAAGAGACAACUAUGACUACAGCAGCGACUACGGUCACAGAAGACACAACUAUGACUACAGCAGCGACUACGGUCACAGAAGAGACAACUAUGACUGCAUCAGUAGCUGCGGUCACAGAAGAGACAACUAUGACUACAGCAGCGACUGCGGUCACAGAAGAGACAACUAUGAGUACAGCAGCGACUGCAGUCACAGAAGAGACAACUAUGAUUACAGCAGCGACUGCGGUCACAGAAGAGACAACUGCAUCAGCAGCUGCGGUCACAGAAGAGACAACUAUGACUACAGCAGCGACUGUGUUCACAGAAGAGACAACUAUGACUGCAUCAGCAACUGCGGUCUCAGAAGAGACAACUAUGAUAGCGGUCACAGUAGAUGAAGACAUGACUACAGAAGUGGCAGACAUGACUACAGCCUCGGCUCCACUCACAGAAUUUCAAUUUCAAUAUCAAAUUUAUUUGUAUAACGCUUUUUACAAUACAUAUCGUUUCAAUGCAGCUUUACAGAAAAUGCAUGCAGAAGAGGCAGCUGUGACUAUGGCAGAUACAGCAUAAAUGCAUUUAAAUUAUACUUGUGAACGUAACCAUAAAACUACACAUUAAAAAUUUUGAAAACUUUGUAGAAUAAAAUGCACCCAAAAGAUUUUUUUCUUCUGUAUUCUUCUAUAAAACUUUCUUUGUGGUUGCAGAGGGAUAGGCAGGGAUAAGCCCUAGGCUUAUUAAAUCCUUAUUAAAUCUAGCUAUUAAUAUAAGGAAGAACAAACAGAAACAAAAUUCAAGCAGCAUUAGCAACAGUUAAAUUAUCACUCUCCGGCCCCACUUUUGUACUUAUCAAAAAUAAAUCUCUCAUACUUUUUUUUUUUUAAUUGCAAGAUAUUUACACUUUAUUUGAUUGAAUUGUUCAGACUGUUCCACAAAAUCACCCCACAAAUCGAAAUACACAUACUUUUGAGUUUUGUCUGAGCAUUCUGUUGUCUAAAAUUUAAAGCCCUACAAAAACACAAAGUGUUGACUGGCCUUGGAGAAUGUUACAUUUUGCCUAUGAGAAAGGAUUUACCAUCAUUUGGCAGUAUUCCACAAUUAGAGAGAAAGCAAAAGAUGUAGAACUUAAUUAUGGGGAAACAGGAGGGGUGAAUCUUACCAAAGAUUGAAAUCCCUUGGGUAUUGUGAAAUAACAGAUAAGAAAACUAUAAGAAUUGUGCCCUGGCCAGAGACAAACUCAGAUGUCCUACAGGCAUCUUGGCUUUGUUGAUUUGCUCAAUAAAGUCUAAUUUUGACAUCUGGAACUCUGACUUCUAAGCUUCAUUUCCAGAUAGAGAACACUUUUCUUCACGACAGGUUUUGUGAUUUUACACUGUAAAAACAAAUUUGUUCAGUUUACUUAAUUGUCAAACUCGUUGCCUUAAUUCAAUUAAGUAAGCUAAAACCAUUUAAGUUUUGUCAAAUUAAUUAUAUCUGUGAUCUGAGGAAGUGUACUCCCAGAGUGCAUUGAAGCAGGAAUAAAGAAAUUGCUUUGUUUUACUAUUUGUGGCUUUAUUUUACAAUUUUAUGUUGUGUCAGUAUCACCCAAUGAUGACAACAAAUAAAAUUGUGAUGCUCUUAUUACAAACCCGAUUCCAAAAAAGUUGGGACACUGUACAAAUUGUGAAU
Molecule: messenger RNA, 6858 nt
Organism: Megalobrama amblycephala (Wuchang bream)
Lineage: Eukaryota; Metazoa; Chordata; Actinopteri; Cypriniformes; Xenocyprididae
Product: mucin-22-like
Exons: 2
Coding region: 1-5763 (1920 amino acids)
Source: RefSeq, a predicted model, not a curated record